AUGAUCCCACAUGAUGCCCAUGUUUCUCAGCAUUUCAGCCUUUGGGACCCCAUGGAUCAGGGAAUAGCAAAUUCUCUCAUCCUGGCUUAUGCAAGCAUUGAAAAAAACGGUGAAUUUUUCAUGUCUCCCAAUGACUUUGUCACUCGAUAUUUGAACAUUUUUGGAGAAAGGCAGCCUAAUCCAAAGACUGUGGAACUUUUAAGUGGCGUGGUGGAUCAGACUAAAGAUGGAUUAAUAUCCUUUCAAGAAUUUGUAGCAUUUGAAUCUGUCCUGUGUGCCCCGGAUGCUUUGUUUAUGGUGGCCUUUCAGCUGUUCGACAAAGCUGGAAAAGGAGAAGUUACUUUUGAGGAUGCUAAGCAAGUUUUUGAACAGACAACAAUUCAUCAACAUAUUCCAUUUAACUGGGAUUCAGAAUUUGUGCAACUACAUUUUGGAAAAGAAAGAAAAAGACACUUGACAUAUGCGGAAUUCACUCAGUUCUUACUGGAAAUACAAUUGGAGCAUGCAAAGCAAGCCUUUGUGCAACGGGACAAUGCCAGGACCGGAAGAGUCACAGCCAUUGACUUCCGAGACAUCAUGGUCACCAUCCGCCCCCAUGUCUUGACACCUUUUGUAGAAGAAUGUCUAGUAGCUGCUGCUGGAGGUACCACAUCCCAUCAAGUUAGUUUCUCCUAUUUUAAUGGAUUUAAUUCGCUCCUUAACAACAUGGAACUCAUUAGAAAGAUCUACAGCACUCUGGCUGGCAACAGGAAAGAUGUAGAGGUGACUAAGGAGGAGUUUGUUCUGGCAGCUCAGAGAUUUGGUCAAGUUACACCCAUGGAAGUUGACAUCUUGUUUCAGUUAGCAGAUUUAUAUGAGCCAAGGGGACGUAUGACAUUAGCAGACAUUGAGCGAAUCGCUCCUCUGGAAGAGGGAACUCUGCCCUUUCACUUGGCUGAGGCCCAGAGGCAGAAAGCCUCAGGUGAUUCAGCUCGGCCAGUUCUCCUGCAAGUUGCAGAGUCAGCCUACAGGUUUGGUCUGGGUUCUGUUGCUGGAGCUGUUGGAGCCACUGCCGUAUAUCCUAUUGAUCUUGUAAAAACUCGAAUGCAAAACCAACGAUCAACUGGCUCUUUUGUGGGAGAACUCAUGUAUAAAAACAGCUUUGACUGUUUUAAGAAAGUACUACGUUAUGAAGGCUUCUUUGGAUUGUAUAGAGGUCUGUUGCCACAGUUAUUGGGAGUCGCCCCUGAGAAGGCCAUAAAACUUACAGUGAAUGAUUUUGUGAGGGAUAAAUUUAUGCACAAUGAUGGUUCGGUCCCACUUGCAGCAGAAAUCCUUGCUGGAGGCUGUGCAGGAGGCUCCCAGGUGAUUUUCACAAAUCCUUUAGAAAUUGUCAAGAUCCGUUUGCAAGUGGCUGGAGAAAUCACCACUGGUCCUCGAGUCAGCGCUCUGUCUGUCGUGCGGGACCUGGGUUUCUUUGGGAUCUAUAAGGGCGCCAAAGCAUGCUUUCUGCGGGACAUUCCUUUCUCAGCCAUCUACUUCCCGUGCUAUGCUCAUGUGAAGGCUUCCUUGGCAAAUGAAGACGGGCAAGUUGGCCCAGGAAGCCUCCUCUUAGCUGGUGCCAUAGCUGGUAUGCCUGCGGCAUCUUUAGUGACCCCUGCUGAUGUUAUCAAGACGAGAUUACAGGUGGCUGCCCGGGCUGGCCAGACCACUUACAGCGGAGUGAUAGACUGCUUUAAAAAGAUCCUGCGGGAAGAAGGCCCGAAAGCUUUGUGGAAAGGAGCUGGUGCUCGUGUAUUUCGAUCCUCACCCCAAUUUGGUGUAACUUUGCUGACUUAUGAAUUGCUACAGCAGUGGUUCUACAUUGAUUUUGGAGGAGUAAAACCCAUGGGAUCAGAGCCAGUUUCUAAAUCCAGGAUCACAUUGCCUGCUCCGAAUCCUGAUCAUGUUGGGGGCUACAAGCUGGCAGUUGCCACAUUUGCAGGCAUUGAAAACAAAUUUGGACUUUACCUACCUCUCUUCAAGCCAUCGGCAUCUACCUCAAAAGUUGUCAGUGGAGGCCCGUAGCAGGACUGACCCCAGGAUAUUGGUGUCCAUUUGUUGGUACUGCGGUGAAGAAUGAAUGCCCCAUCUCGGAGUGAAGCAAUGCUUCAUUCCUUUUACAUCCUUUUGUUUAAAUUCAAGUCAAGGCUUUUUGUAAAGUACAGUCAUUCAUUUUCUGUGUGCUAUCUUAUGCAUAAUUAUUCCUUGGGCCUCUAUUCCACAAACUUUUCUGCAUACCUGACAUUUGCUGGGAUUUGGUCAACACUAAUGUGAUUUGGUGGAAGGAACAAGUCUGAAUAGAUAUUAGGGCCCCCCUGCUUGGACUAGGAUCAUAGUCCCAUAGAGGCUACUAAAAGGCAAUCAUGUGCUUGGAGCAAAGUGUUUCAUGUGUGUUUAAACUGGUAGGAAACCGGGUACAUAUUUAUAAAAAUAAAAAACACUGGAAGAAAUGAAAAAAAAAUUAUCAGAAAUAGCCAGCCUGGCUUCAAAUUUUAAACAUGCACAAAUUCUGUCUCUGGAUUAUAUUAUGAAGCUUUUAUGUGAAACAUGUUUUUUUAUAAUGAAAACCACAUUGGAGAUGUUUAGUAAUCAUAUUUUGUUACUGGUACCAAGACUACUAGGGAAAAGUCUUUGCACUUUAGGGAAGUGCUUUUGGCAUUUUAUUAUAUAGACAGAGAAACUGAGACACAACCCCUCUCCAGGAAGUGCUAAUUUCGGAUUGCUGCUCAUGAUAUACAUGUGCUGAUUACUGCCUGUUUCAAUAAACGCUGUAGAAAAACGCAUGCCCCUGUUGCUGCUGCCUGCCCUAAUCGCCUCCCCCAUCACCCUGUGAUGGGUGACCAUUCGCUUUUAGAAUUCACUUUAUUUUGAAUCAUGUAAAACAAGUAUAUUCUAAUAUGUUUUUAUUUAAUUUGUGGUGCCUUGUAUAAUGGUCAGAGGCUCUUGUGUUUGUGAAGGUGGAAAUAAACUUUUUAACGCUA
Messenger RNA from Galeopterus variegatus (Sunda flying lemur), 3002 nucleotides. It is a transcript of the gene SLC25A13, whose product is annotated as solute carrier family 25 (aspartate/glutamate carrier), member 13. Gene Ontology annotation, biological process: malate-aspartate shuttle; aspartate transmembrane transport; L-glutamate transmembrane transport. The record is from RefSeq and is a predicted model, not a curated record. The transcript has 17 exons. The coding region runs from base 1 to 2046 and encodes 681 amino acids. Lineage: Eukaryota; Metazoa; Chordata; Mammalia; Dermoptera; Cynocephalidae. Gene Ontology annotation, molecular function: L-aspartate transmembrane transporter activity; calcium ion binding; L-glutamate transmembrane transporter activity.